Messenger RNA from Lepus europaeus (European hare), 4862 nucleotides. It is a transcript of the gene IFT122, whose product is annotated as intraflagellar transport 122. The coding region runs from base 86 to 3814 and encodes 1242 amino acids. Gene Ontology annotation, biological process: protein localization to cilium; non-motile cilium assembly; intraciliary retrograde transport. Lineage: Eukaryota; Metazoa; Chordata; Mammalia; Lagomorpha; Leporidae. The transcript has 30 exons. The record is from RefSeq and is a predicted model, not a curated record. Gene Ontology annotation, molecular function: protein binding. Gene Ontology annotation, cellular component: non-motile cilium; intraciliary transport particle A.
GUAGCGCGGGUAGCCAAAUUGGCUCGUGGAGCGGAGCGGGUGGCUGAGGCGGGGAGGAGGGGCCCGAGUCGUGAGGGAAACCGCGAUGAGGGCCGUGCUGACGUGGAGAGAUAAAGUCGAGCAGUGUAUAUAUGACCUCGCCUUUAAGCCUGAUGGAACGCAACUGAUUUUGGCUGCAGGAAACAGAUUACUGGUUUAUGACACUUCUGAUGGCACCUUACUUCAGCCCCUCAAGGGACACAAAGACACUGUGUACUGUGUGGCAUAUGCGAAGGAUGGCAAGCGCUUUGCUUCUGGAUCAGCUGACAAAAGUGUUAUUAUUUGGACAUCAAAGCUGGAAGGCAUCUUGAAGUACACGCACAAUGAUUCUAUCCAGUGUGUGUCCUACAACCCUGUGACCCACCAGCUGGCAUCUUGUUCCUCCAGUGAUUUUGGGCUGUGGUCUCCGGAACAGAAGUCUGUCACCAAAUAUAAAUCAAGCAGCAAGAUCACCUGCUGCAGCUGGACGAAUGAUGGUCAGUACCUGGCUCUGGGGAUGUUCAAUGGGGUCAUCAGCAUACGGAACAAAAAUGGUGAGGAGAAAGUGAAGAUUGAGCGGCCGGGGGGCUCCCUCUCCCCGAUAUGGUCCAUCUGCUGGAACCCUUCCAGCCGUUGGGAGAGUUUCUGGAUGAACAGAGAGCACAAGGAUGCUGAGGAAGUCAUUGACAACAGAUAUUUUCAGGAAAUCCCUUCCACUCUGAAGUCAGCAGUGUACAGUAGUCAGGGUAGUGAGGCAGAGGAGGAAGAGCCCGAGGAAGAGGACGACAGUCUCAGGGACAACAACUCAGAGGAUCAUAAUGACAUCCUGGCUGUGGCUGACUGGGGACAGAAACUUUCCUUCUACCAACUGAGUGGAAAACAGAUUAUGAGGGAACGAUCACUGAACUUUGACCCCUGCUGCGUCAGCUACUUUACUAAAGGGGAGUACAUUUUGCUGGGGGGGUCAGACAAGCAAGUGUCCCUUUUCACCAAGGAUGGAGUGCGACUUGGGACUGUUGGGGAGCAGAACUCCUGGGUGUGGACAUGCAGAGUGAAACCCGACUCCAACUAUGUGGUGGUGGGCUGCCAGGACGGCACCAUCUCCUUCUACCAGCUCAUCUUCAGCACGGUUCACGGGCUCUACAAGGACCGCUAUGCCUAUAGGGAUAGCAUGACUGAUGUCAUCGUGCAGCACCUGAUCACAGAGCAAAAAGUUCGUAUCAAAUGUAAAGAGCUUGUCAAGAAAAUUGCCAUCUACAAAAAUCGAUUAGCUAUCCAGCUGCCGGAGAAAAUCCUCAUCUAUGAGCUAUAUUCCAGUGACUCGUCAGACAUGCAUUAUCGGGUGAAGGAGAAGAUGGUCAAGAAGUUUGAAUGCAACCUGUUGGUGGUGUGUUCCAAUCACAUCAUCCUCUGCCAGGAGAAACGCCUGCAGUGCCUGUCUUUCAGCGGAGUGAAGGAACGGGAGUGGCAGAUGGAGUCUCUCAUUCGGUACAUCAAAGUGAUCGGGGGGCCUCCUGGAAGGGAAGGUCUGUUAGUGGGCCUGAAGAAUGGACAGAUCUUGAAGAUCUUCGUGGACAAUCUCUUUGCCAUUGUCCUGCUGAAGCAGGCCACAGCUGUGCGUUGCCUGGACAUGAGUGCCUCCCGAAACAAGCUGGCCGUGGUGGAUGAAAACGACACAUGCCUUGUCUAUGACGUCCACACCAAGGAGCUGCUUUUUCAGGAAUCCAAUGCCAACAGUGUGGCCUGGAACACCCAGUGUGAGGACAUGCUCUGCUUCUCGGGGGGAGGCUACCUUAACAUCAAAGCCAGCACCUUCCCUGUGCACCAGCAAAAGCUACAGGGCUUCGUGGUCGGCUUCCAUGGCUCCAAAAUCUUCUGCCUCCAUGUCUUCUCCAUGUCUGCAGUGGAGGUGCCGCAGUCUGCUCCUAUGUACCAGUACCUGGAUAGGAAAAUGUUCAAAGAAGCCUACCAGAUUGCUUGCCUGGGUGUGACCGACACUGAUUGGCGUGAGCUGGCCAUGGAAGCCCUAGAAGGAUUAGAAUUUGAAACUGCAAAGAAGGCCUUCACCAGGGUGCAGGACCUGCGGUACUUGGAGCUCAUCAGCAGCAUUGAGGAGAGGAAGAAGCGGGGAGAGACCAACAAUGACCUGUUCCUGGCAGAUGUGUUUUCCUACCAAGGGAAGUUCCACGAGGCCGCCAAACUGUACAAGAAGAGUGGGCACGAGAACCUCGCACUCGACAUGUACACUGACCUGCGCAUGUUUGAGUAUGCCAAGGAUUUCCUUGGAUCUGGAGACCCCAAAGAAACAAAGAUGCUAAUCACCAAGCAGGCUGACUGGGCCAGAAAUAUCAACGAGCCCAAAGCCGCUGUGGAGAUGUACAUCUCGGCGGGAGAGCACGUCAAGGCCAUCGAGCUGAGCGGCGACCACGGCUGGGUCGACAUGUUGAUUGACAUCGCUCGGAAGCUGGACAAAGCUGAGCGUGAGCCCCUGCUGCUCUGUGCUCACUACUUCAAGAAGCUGGAUAACCCCGGCUAUGCUGCCGAGACCUACUUGAAGAUGGGUGACCUGAAGUCUUUGGUGCAGCUGCACGUGGAGACCCAGUGCUGGGACGAGGCCUUUGCUUUGGGCGAGAAGCACCCUGAAUUUAAGGAUGACAUCUAUGUGCCCUAUGCCCAGUGGCUGGCAGAGAACGAUCGUUUUGAGGAAGCUCAGAAAGCGUUCCACAAGGCCGGGCGGCAGGGAGAAGCUGUCCGGGUUCUGGAGCAGCUCACGCACAACGCCGUGGUGGAGAGCAGGUUUAAUGAUGCCGCCUAUUAUUACUGGAUGCUGUCCAUGCAGUGCCUCGAGAUAGCUCAAGCAGAUCCUGCCCAACAGGACUUGAUGGUUGGCAAGUUCCACCACUUCCAGCACUUGGCUGAGCUGUACCACGGCUACCACGCCAUUCAGCGGUACACGGAGGAGCCAUUCAGUUUCCAUCUUCCUGAAACCCUUUUCAACAUCUCCAGGUUCCUGCUGCACAGCCUGACCAAGGACACUCCCUUGGGCAUCUCUAAAGUGAACACACUCUUCACCCUGGCCAAGCAGAGCAAGGCGCUGGGUGCCUACAAGCUGGCCAGGCACGCCUAUGACAAGCUGCAGGGCCUGAAGAUCCCUGCCAGGUUCCAGAAGUCCAUUGAGCUGGGUAGCCUGACCAUCCGCUCGAAGCCCUUCCACGACAGCGAGGAGCUGGUGCCCUUGUGCUACCGCUGUUCCACCAACAACCCACUGCUUAACAACCUGGGUACCGUCUGCAUCAACUGCCGCCAGCCCUUCGUCUUCUCUGCCUCUUCCUAUGAGGUGCUGCACCUGGUUGAAUUCUACCUGGAGGAGGGGAUUACUGAUGAAGAAGCCGUCUCCCUCAUUGACCUGGAGGCGCCGAGACACAAGCGGGAGAACAAAUGGCAGGAGGUCACAAGCAGCAAUGCCCAGAUGCUAAGGCUGGAGGAGACCCAGGACUCCACGGGAGAUGACGACCCGUUCACAGCAAAGCUGAGCUUUGAGCAAGGUGGCUCGGAGUUCGUGCCCAUCGUGGUGAGCCGGUCAGUGCUGCGCUCCAUGAGCCGCCGGGACGUCCUCAUCAAGCGCUGGCCUCCGCCCCUGCGGUGGCAGUACUUCCGCUCACUGCUGCCCGACGCCCCCAUCACCAUGUGCCCCUCCUGCUUCCAGAUGUUCCAUUCGGAGGACUACGAGCUGCUGGUGCUUCAGCACACCUGCUGCCCAUACUGCCGGAGGCGCAUCGAUGACUCAGGCCCGUGACCCUGAGCAGCACCCUCAGGCCUGACUGCCGCCCGAAGCCGCCUUGCAGGCUCCUGCGCCGAGGGGGAGAAAGGAGUUAAGCUGAGUGUCCCCUGCCCAGAUGAAGUUUGUAUUUUUGGGAGGGACUUUGUAUAUCCUUGGAAUUCCUAUUUUUGGCUUUUCUUGCCUUGUAAAUAGCACCCAGAGAUGGGGAGAGAGUGUACAUAUAUUUUCUAAGGAAAAAAAAAAUCUGUGACUUUGAGAAGGGCUCCGAGUUUUUGUGGCAGCCUGCUCGAGCCCACAGAUCUGUCAGACCGUCAGCAUGCACGCUUGGCCCACAGAUUGCCUCAAUAACGACAAAUAAAAGGGCUACUUAUUUUCAUCAGUGUCUGCCUUUUAGCAAAUCUUCAUAUUGUCUGCAGCUUAAUUUCCUUAUGCAAAAGUGCACCUGUUUCUAAUUUGAUCUGAAAGGAACAUUACAUUUGCGUGCUCUUAAAAUUUAAUCUAAUGGAAAUGGCAAUAUGGGAAGAAGUAGGGGAGUGGGUAGUUUUUUGUUUAUUUUGGCUUAAUGGGGAUCUGUCUUGACAAGAAGAUUAGAUACCUGGCUCCAAAGAGGUGGCACAGAGGUACGGAGCCUGCUCUCCUGAGCCCACCACAUGCCCCAGCCCCUCAGCGGGGCUCUCCCCAUCCCUCCUCUCCUCAAAGAGAUGGGUUCCCCCUGAGAACCCAGUCCUGCAGCUCGAGGCGGGGAAGGCGUUGCGGGCGAGAAGCUGGGGAAGGAAAGCGCUUGCUUCUUGGGGACUUUUUCUUGGCCAGCCACAUGCCACGUGCACAUGGAGGGAGAACUAGGAUUUCCUUUGGGUUGGGGAGCAGAAGGAGCUGAGAGUGGCCCCUGUGUGUGCAUCCCUGGUGUCCGGUUCCCUUCUCGCAGCAUGCAGCCUGCCGUGAGGGAGGUGGUGAAACAGGGCUUGAUGCCAUGCCCCAGAGCAACAAGAAGCAAGAGGGCUUUAAGAGAUGGGCAGGCGCGUGUCAGGGGUUGUUUUCAAAACCACCCUUGUCUGUGAAGUGG